This is a messenger RNA of Salmo salar (Atlantic salmon), 6972 nucleotides long. Its product is annotated as alpha-tectorin. Gene Ontology annotation, biological process: cell-matrix adhesion. The record is from RefSeq and is a predicted model, not a curated record. NCBI's taxonomy places the organism in Eukaryota, Metazoa, Chordata, Actinopteri, Salmoniformes, Salmonidae. Gene Ontology annotation, molecular function: protein binding.
CCCUCCUCCCCUCCCACCAUCACCACAACAACCACCACCCCUAAGUCUUUCUCCAGUCCUCUCCUCACUUCUUUUAAACUCUGUGGAUGUUCCCAGCUGGAUGGAACACAGCUGUGUACUGGAGGCAGCCUGGUGAGAGUGGUGAGGAGCUAAAUGUCCAUCUUCUGAAAGCAGGAUGCUCAGGCCAGGCACUCCAGUCAUUCUGUUCCACCUCUUUAGCUUCUUUACCCAGAGAGAAGCUCUUUCUCAAGAGAUCAUGUACCCCUAUGGGCCCGUCCACCGAGAUCUGGAGACACCCAAGAUGGAUGAUGGAAGUUCCACUGAAAUAAUUAUACUCAUGCCAUUCAUUUUCUUUAAUAACCCCUAUCGCUCAAUCUAUGUCAACAACAACGGUGUGAUCUCCUUCAACGUGCAGGUGAGCCAGUUCACCCCCGAGGCCUUCCCGCUGAGUGACAGCAGAUCCUUCAUCGCCCCACUAUGGGCUGACGUGCACAACGGCAUCCGCGGAGACGUGUACUACCGCGAGAGCACAGACCCAGAAUUACUGGAGCGGGCCUCACAAGACAUCCGCAAGUACUUCAAGAACAUGCCCACCUUCACAGCCACCUGGGUCUUCAUCACAACCUGGCACCAGGUCACCUUCUACGGAGGCAGUCAGACCACCCCGGUUAACACGUUUCAGGCUGUAUUGAUAUCAGAUGGUCUGUCAUGCUUUUCCAUGUUCAACUAUGGAGAGAUCAACUGGAGCACAGGCACUGCCAGUGGAGGAGACCCUCUGACUGGUUUAGGUGGAACCACAGCACAGUCAGGUUUUAAUGGAGGAGACAUUGGUCACUUCCUCAACCUGCCUGGGUCCCGCUCCAAUGACGUGGUUGAAAUCGAGCAGACGACCAAUGUUAACCUGCCUGGCCGCUGGGUCUUCCGUAUAGACACUGCCCUGAUAGACCCAGCCAAUGGUUGCAGUUACAAUGGGCGGUUCUAUCGCCGCGGCGAGAUCUUCUGGCUGUCUGACCAGUGCUCCCAGCGGUGCCGCUGCCUAGACAUGGACAACGAGGUGCUCUGUCAGGAGGCGCCAUGCGGCCAGCUGGAAACAUGCGAGCAGCAGGAGGGUGCAUUCUACUGCCAGCCCACGCGCACCAGCACCUGCGUGGUCUUCGGUGACCCACACUACCAUACCUUUGACGGCUUCCUCUACCACUUCCAGGGCACCUGCUCCUAUUUGCUGGCACGGCCAUGCUGGGAGGUGGCUGGCUUGCCCUUCUUCAGCGUGGAGGCAAAGAACGAGAACCGCGGCGUGGCCUCCGUAUCCUGGUUGAGGGACGUCACUGUGGAGGUGUACGGCCACCGCGUCACCCUGCCUAAGGGCAGCCAGGGCACUGUACAGGUGGAUGGGCUGGUAAAGACACUGCCAGUCCAACUCCAGCUGGGUGCGGUCAGGGUGUACCAGUCAGGUGUUGCUGUCGCCCUGGAGACCGACUUUGGCCUCCUGGUGUCUUACGACGGGCAGCACUAUGCCUCUAUCUCCCUGCCCAGCUCCUACUUCAACAACACAUGCGGCCUGUGUGGUAACUAUAACGACGACCCUGCCGACGACCCCGUGCUGCCCGACGGCUCGCUGGCCGAGAGUGUGGUGGAGCUAGGUGGCAGCUGGCGGGCAGAGGACGCUGACUGGCGCUGCACGGAUGGCUGCGCCCAGAACUGCAGUAUCUGUGACCCGUUGACCGAGGCGUUCUACUUCCGCCCGGACUACUGUGGACUCAUCAACAAGACAGACGGGCCUUUCAGGGACUGCAGAGCAGUGGUGGACCCCACGGCCUUCGUCUAUAGUUGUGUCUACGACAUGUGCAGUAACAGGGACAACAUUACCACCCUCUGUCAGGCCAUCCAGGCCUAUGCCUUAGCCUGCCAAGCCCUGGGGGUCACUAUACGACCCUGGAGGUCACGCACCUUCUGUGCCCUGACAUGCCCUGAGUCCAGCCACUACCAGGUGUGCACCAGUGCCUGCCCGGCCUCCUGCUCAGACCUCACCGCUCACCUGUACUGUGCCCACCCGUGCACCGAGGGCUGCCAGUGCGACCAGGGCUACGUGCUGAGUGGCAGCCGUUGUGUCCGGCGGCAGGACUGCGGCUGCGAGCGGGACGGCCUAUACUACCCCCUCAACGACACUUUCUGGGUGGGCCCCACUGGCGAGGCCAGAGAGUGUACCCUGCGCUGUGUCUGUGGGCCCAAUGGCGAAGUCUCUUGCUUCAACGACUCGUGUAGAGAAGGCGAGGUGUGUGUGGCGGAGGUCGGCCUGUUGGGUUGUUACCCCCGCAGGGAGGGAGUGUGUUCUCUGGGCCAGAAUGUUGUGACAGCCUCUUUCGACGGGGCCUCCAUGCUCUUUCCGGACGACAGCUCCUACUACCUGCUGAGGUCGUGCGGGCCGACGCCAGCCAACGUAUCGGCUGUGGAGGUGAAGAUGGGCCGGCGGUUGGUGAACAAGGGUCCGGCCUGGAUGAGGCCCGUGGUGGUCAGGGUGGCCAACCUGGAGGCCCAGAUGGGUGGAUCAGACUUUGACACAGUGAAGCUGAACGGUGAGCCGGUACUACUACCUUAUAUCCACCCUCUGGAGACCCUGAUGAUCUACCGCGCCCCGGGCAACGCCACCGUGGUGGAGUCCAGCGGAUUGGUCCUAGUCCGCUACACCCGCCAGGGCUUCCUCAACAUCUCCCUCUCUACCCUCUUUUACAACGCCACCUGUGGCCUGUGCGGCCUCUUCAACGGAAAUGCCAGUGACGACCUCCGUCUACCCAACGGCCGUCUGGCCGAAUCCCCCGAACUCUUUACCGAAGGCUGGCGGGCCAUCGCCGACGACCUGACAUGUAACGGCGAUUGCGACGACCUGUACCGCAUGUGCACGGACCUGCGGCUCUACCAGAGCCCAUGGAUGUGCGGCAACAUCAACGACCCGGGGAACAGCUCAUUCCUGGCGUGCCACGGUGCUGUCAACCCCUCGCCGUUCUUCCGGAACUGCCUGUACAACAUGUGCGUGCGGGAGGGAAACCGCUCGGCGCUCUGCUCUUCGCUGCAGGCGUAUGCCUCAGCCUGUCAGGACGCCCAGGUGGGCCUUGCCGCCUGGAGGAGUGCUACCAAUUGCCCCUUGCCCUGUCCGGAGAACAGUCACUUCGAUGAGUGCACUAGCGCAUGCCAGCUGACCUGCGCCGGCCUUGACGAGCUCGACGAGCCGUGCCCACUGCCCUGCCAGGAGGGUUGUCAGUGCGAGGAGGGCUUUGCGCUGCGUGAUGGCCAGUGCGUGGCACGCAGUGACUGCGGCUGCCUCGAUCUUGGCAGCCGGCAGCUGACCACCAACCAAACCUUCUGGACCGACUGGGAGUGCAAAGAGCGCUGCUACUGCAACGGCUCGGACAACAGCGUCUACUGCACGCUGGCACCAUGCGGGGAGGGCGAGUACUGCCAGGAGGGCCUUGAGGGCCUCUACUUCUGCCAGCCGCGCACCGAGGCGCUAUGCGUUGCCGCCGGUUACAGCCACUUCCUUCCGUUCGGUGGUGUGCCCUUCGAGCUACAGAGCAGCUGUACCUUGAGGCUGGCUACAACGGCGUGCAACGGCGGGGUGGUGGGGGAGGAUGAUGGGGAUCAGAGCCCCGACACCCAGCCUGGGACGAGCAGCAGCGCCACCUUCCCUCACUUCAAGCUGUCAGCCCGGAACGAGGAGAGGGACACGGGGCAGGCCAUCUGGGUGAGAGGGUUCGUCUUGGAAGUCUACGGCUAUGAGAUUGAGGUGUCUCGGAGCUACAAACACACCAUCACGGUGAAUAAGGAGCGUCUAUACCUGCCUCUGAAGCUGGGACCAGGGAAGGUCCACAUCUUCACCUUCGGCAUGCAGCUGGUGUUGGAGACGGACUUUGGCCUGAAGGUAGCCUUCGACUGGAACACCCUGCUCCUGCUCACGCUGCCCAGACGCCUCUACAACGCAACCUGCGGCCUGUGCCAGGGCAUGCCACUCUCCUCUCCGCCCACCUUCACCACCAACGACUGGGGUAUGGCCUGGGCCGAUCGGGACACCUUCUGCCAGGUAGGGUGCGGCGACUCGUGCCCACGUUGCGGAUUGGUCGAGAGAGGCCUCGGCGCCGUCGACGCCCCUCUCCUUGUCACAGAUGCCAACGUGGAAGGCGGGGCCCAAAAUGUCGAGGGAGGAGGCAUCAAUGUUGAAGGCGGGGGCUACACGGGAAUCCGAUUCCACCUGGGUGACGGGCUGUACGUGUUUGUGGAGCCCGAGGCAGUGCGUCUGUGCGGGCUGAUCGCGGACCGCGGUGGUGUGUUUGCACGCUGUCACAGCAAGGUGGCGCCAGCGUUCUUUUACCAGAGCUGUCUGCAGGACACGUGCCUGGACCAGGGUGCCCCAGAAACUAUUUGCAACUGGCUGCAGAUCUACACCAGCACAUGCCAGACCCAGGGGGUGCGCGUGUUAGGCUGGAGAAGUGACACGCCCUGUGUGCUGACGUGCCCAGCCAACAGCCACUACUCUGGUUGCAUGUCAGUGUGCCAGCCGCAGUGUGCCCCAGCCCGAGGCCAGAGGGAGUGCACCCAGGACUGUGUGGAGGGCUGUCAGUGUGACCAGGGCUACGUCCUCAACGGCAAAGGCUGCAUCCUGCCCCAGAACUGUGGAUGCUACACGGACGGCAAGUACUAUGAGCCCAAACAGCUAUUCUGGAAUGGCGACUGCACCAAGCGCUGCCAGUGCAUCGGCCGCAACCUCAUCCAGUGCGACCCGCGCCGCUGCAAGGCCGAGGAGGAGUGUGCCCUGCACCAUGGUGUGCGCGGCUGCUUUGCCCGGCGCUCGCAGCACUGCGUGGCAUCCGGCGGCGGCGUCUUCAGGACCUUUGACGGGGCGUCCUUGCGCCUGCCUGCCUCCUGCUCCUUCGUGCUGUCCACCAACUGCCACAAGCUACCUGACCUCUCCUUCCAGCUCAUCGCCAACUUCGACAAGUGGAGCACGCCAAACCUCACCACUAUCUCCCACGCAUACCUCUAUAUCAACGAGGAGAAUAUACUGAUCUCCGGGAGCACUGUGAAAGUGAACGGCACGCCCGUAUCGGUGCCAUUCGUCACGGGUUUAAUGACACGCGUCUCCACGUCGGAGGGCUUCCUGGUCAUUGACACACCACAGGACAUCCAGGUGCGCUACAACCGCUUCAACACGCUUAGUAUCACCAUGGGCCAGCGGCUGCAAAACAAGGUGUGUGGCCUUUGUGGCAACUUCAACGGAGACCCCACUGACGACUACAUCACCUCCCGCGGGAAGCCAGCCGUCAGCGCCCUGGAGCUGGCCCAGAGCUGGAAGACCAACGGCAUGCAGAACAGCUGUGACGAGACCCAGUACGUGGCACUGGCCCAGUCGUGCGAGAACACGGCCGUGCUUGGCCUCCAGGGCGAGGAGGGGUGCCAGAAGCUCACCCAAAUGAAGGGCUUCUUCCAGCCCUGCCACGGCCUGCUGGACCCCAGGCCAUUCUACCAGUCCUGCUACCUGGACGGCUGCUACAACCACCGCAAGGCCCAGGUGUGCGGCUCGCUCGCUGCCUACGGCGAGGCCUGCCGCUCCCUGGGCACGCUCACCACAAAAUGGAUCGCGCAGGAGAACUGCUCAGAAUGGAUCUACGACCCCUGUGCAGGAGAGAUCUGCACCAACAACACGUGUGAGCAGGAAAACGGGGGAGACCUGUGUGGCUGCCCCGAGCUACCCAACAACGCUGGGGACGAGGAUGACAUCAUCCAGGCAGAGGUGACGUGUAAGCACGCCCAGAUGGAGGUGUCCAUCUCCAAGUGUAAGCUCUUCCAGCUGGGCUUCGAGCGUGAGGAUGUGAGGAUCAACGACCAGCACUGCCCCGGCAUCGAGGGAGAGGACUUCAUCUCCUUUCACAUCAACAACACUAAGGGCCAUUGCGGCUCCAUCGUACAGUCCAACAGCACACACAUCAUGUACAAGAACACGGUGUGGAUUGAGAGCGUGAACAACACUGGCAACAUCAUUACCAGGGACAAGACAAUCAACGUGGAGUUUUCCUGCGCCUACGAGCUGGACCUCAAGAUAUCUCUGGAGACCGUGCUUAGGCCCAUGCUCAGUGUGAUCAACCUCACCCUCCCCACCCAGGAGGGUAACUUCAUCACUAAGAUGGCACUGUACAAGAACUCGUCAUACCACCAGCCGUACCGCGAGGGCGAGGUGGUGCUGAGCACGCGGGACAUCCUCUUCGUGGGGGUGUUUGUGGAGGGGGCCGACGAGAAUCAGCUCAUCCUUAUCGUCAAUAUGUGCUGGGCCACGCCGUCCCGCUACAGCAGCGACCGGCUCCGCUACAUCAUCAUAGAAAGAGGUUGUCCCAACAUCAAGGAUAACACCAUAGGCAUGGCUGAGAACGGGGUGUCCCUCACUUGCCGCUUCCACGUCACAGUCUUCAAGUUCAUUGGGGACUAUGACGAGGUCCACCUCCACUGUGACGUGUCGCUGUGUGACCACGAGAUCAAUGCCUGCAAAGUGAACUGUCCCCACAACAGGAGGAUGUACACAGACUACAGCGAUCACAAGGAGCAGAUCCUCACUGUAGGACCCAUCAGAAGGAGAGAGUCGGACUGGUGUGAGGUGGGGAACGGGGGCUGUGAGCAGAUCUGCACCAGUAAAGGGAUGGGAGCUGUGUGUAGCUGUGUGACUGGGAUGCUGCAGAGGGACGGAAAGAGCUGUAGAGCUUGCUUGUUCCAGUUCACGCCAAUGCCCAGCUACUUCGCACAGCCAUUGAAGAGGAGUGGGACACCAUUCCACAGGCCACAAUCAACAGCCUGAUCAACUCACGCUGCAUGAGGCAAAUGGUGGUCACACCAGAUACUGACUGGUUUUCUGAUCCACGCCCCUACUUUAUUUAUUUAUUAAGGUAUCUGUGACAAACAGCUGCAUAUCUGUAUUCCCAGCCAUGUGAAAUCCAU